Exophiala oligosperma is the source of this 2478-nucleotide messenger RNA. RefSeq lists its product as uncharacterized. NCBI's taxonomy places the organism in Eukaryota, Fungi, Ascomycota, Eurotiomycetes, Chaetothyriales, Herpotrichiellaceae. Gene Ontology annotation, biological process: regulation of transcription by RNA polymerase II. The transcript has 2 exons. The record is from RefSeq and is a predicted model, not a curated record. The coding region runs from base 760 to 1812 and encodes 350 amino acids. Gene Ontology annotation, molecular function: RNA polymerase II cis-regulatory region sequence-specific DNA binding; DNA-binding transcription factor activity, RNA polymerase II-specific. Gene Ontology annotation, cellular component: nucleus.
CAAAGGGUCAUUCCCACCGACGUAACUUUACAGACGCAAAGCACUGGCACUUGCUACGACAGCUGCUCAUAACAACUUAUCUACCCUCACAUUCCCCACCCGUUGUGUGAACGGGCCUGUUUCUUCAUACCUGCUCAGGAAGAUAUCAGACGAGCAUUCCUCCAUUCGAAACACAAGAGCCAUUUCACCCAUCGGAGAGGCACACCCAGUUGCAUCCUACCGCCAGCAAAACAACACACUCCCACACACCUUGUAUCAACACCCGUCUCCCUCGACAGCCUCGGAGAUUUGGACCAGCGCUGAGAUCUUCGUCUGAACGACCGUUGAAACUCAACUGCUUCCCAGAGGCAUCACAACCUUUACACGACAGCCAAUCCUGUCGAUCUGCCGUUCGCCGAACUUGUUUGAGGAUUGCGCAUCACUGCAGCAUAAGGAUACCUGCUAUCAAAGUCAAAGGGGGCACUGCUCAAUAAUUCCCGCUAUCGACGACAACAGCAAUAGAUCAGCAUUCAUCAUCUGUGGAUCGUUCAUUGGCAGUUGUUGCCUCGCACUCUCUCCACACAAUAUCCUACAUAACACUCGCCGAUCUCCUUGAUCAGAGUUGGAUCGCCUCGACACGUUUUCAGGAACCGGUAUACUCUGCUGGCAUUCUUCCACCACGACACAAAUCGUCAACGUCCUGCUUCCAGUGGGAUUCUUCUCGCGAGGCCUUUACAUUGACGCCUCUAAGUUGUACUUCUCUUCCAAAACACCGCCCUCAUGACGAUGGUCAUUGAUAGCCAAGGUCGACAAUACGGUGGCAUGGGAUACGACCACAUGUACCCAAGCAUGCAGACGACACCGCAAUUCAGCGACCCGUGGUCACAUCAGACCAGCUCCUCCAACGCGUCUUUUCCUGCUCUAUCCAAGACAGAUAGCUCCAGGUCUACCAUGUCGAUGCCAUAUUCACACAUGCCACCAGUCACUGGCUCAAUGGCCCAAGGUAGCGCCUACUCUAGCACUGGAUAUUCUGGGACGGAUGUACUAAGUUUCCCUCAAGACAUUCCACGCUCAACAUAUGAGCAGUCUUAUCCUCCUACGUCGGCGACCACGUCGUCUUACACGCCAUCAUACACGUCCAUGACCUAUGCACAAUCUCUCGCCCAGCAACAGCAACAGCAACAAAGUCAACAUAGAAAGAUGUCCGAUGUCGACAGCUCCCGUGCUGCCAACGCCAGCUUCGGUGAGCUUGACGCCUCUCGGGGCAUGCUCGCGCUUAGCCACCAAAAUCUUCAUGACUUGACCCCUCGAAAUAUCUACGAAGCGCGUGCUCAAAGAGCUUCUGCGGACUCUUACGGCUUUCCUCAGACGGCCUCGGCUCACUCAUCCAUCUCGAAUGAAUCUGGUCGCGGCUACCCCUACUAUGCGCCCAGCUCUGUUGGAUCUGUCGCCGAUUCUGCAACCGACUAUAGCUCGGCCGCUUCAGACGCCGGCUAUGAUUCAAUGACAGUUUCGCGCACGCUGCCGCGACCAACGCAAUUGCUCGGAGCGCCAAUUGGACCUCCUGCCCCUCAGUCGAUGAUGGGUCAAUUCUCGUCGAAGAUGUCGGGAAAUACCCAAAAGAAGCACAAAUGCAAAGUCUGCGAUAAGCGCUUCACGAGGCCGAGUUCUCUACAAACACACAUGUACAGCCACACGGGCGAGAAGCCGUUUGCCUGUGACGUUGAAGGCUGCGGCCGACAUUUUUCAGUCGUGUCGAACCUGAGGCGUCAUAAGAAGGUGCACAAGGGUGACGGCACUUCGACCACCAGCCACUCUGAUACGGAAGAGUAAGGGCCCGAAGUAAGAGAACACAAUGUUAUUACCCUGAAUUGAUGCGCAAAACUUUUGCGUGUCAUAUGUGGUUUUUCCUUGCUCCAUGUACAACACCUUUUGAGCGCGACGAACCGGAGCAGCACGGCGCUAUGUACAACAGGUGUUUAUUUAGAAAUGGUCGGGGAAGAUGGAAAAAGCCAGGUGCUUCUCGCAUCGACACCGGCAUCAAAGAAAUUGCCCCAAAUCAAGUUCGAUUCACGACAUUCGCUAUUUCUACAUAUUUUGUUUAUUGUGACGACUUUUGAUACCCAGCGAUGACGGUUCCUAUCAUGACUGAAUUCUACUUUCCGCAUUGUGAGCGUUAGAAGCUCACGGCCAACAAAGCAGUGGGCGAGGAAAUAGUAUGGUCGACCUCGGAACAUCAACACACGAUCAACAACGAUGGCGUUUUGGGGGCUUCAGGCACUUUUUUGUUUCUUGUGGCCGCCCUGCUGGUUGUUCCUGUUGUCGUUGAUGUGGCCCCUCUCAUGAAAUAAUCUGGGAGAGUGUCGAGUUGGGAUUGGGUUGGCGUGUGGCUCGGAAACUGUCUGCACUGGACGUAUUGUGGCGCAACCAGAUAGUCAUAGCUUCUAUUGUAGCAGGAAUGAAUCAAUCUAUCAGGAUCCUCCAGGGUCAUGAUCAAAG